This is a messenger RNA of Sphaerulina musiva SO2202, 1354 nucleotides long. RefSeq names its product isocitrate dehydrogenase subunit 1 mitochondrial precursor. The coding region runs from base 63 to 1196 and encodes 377 amino acids. The record is from RefSeq and is a predicted model, not a curated record. The transcript has 4 exons. Lineage: Eukaryota; Fungi; Ascomycota; Dothideomycetes; Mycosphaerellales; Mycosphaerellaceae. Gene Ontology annotation, molecular function: magnesium ion binding; NAD binding; isocitrate dehydrogenase (NAD+) activity. Gene Ontology annotation, biological process: isocitrate metabolic process; tricarboxylic acid cycle. Gene Ontology annotation, cellular component: mitochondrion.
CGGUGCUGUCCUCCUCCUGUCCUUCUGCCAACACCACCACCACCACCCACCAGUCGCCCAACAUGUUCUCCCGACACGCCGUGCAGGCUCUCCGAAGCAAUGCAAUCCAAACACCUUCUAUCGCCGCUCGAUCAUACGCGACCGUGUCGUCGGACAUCUUCAAGCCCACCAAGUUUGGUGGCAAGUACACUGUUACCUUGAUCCCAGGUGACGGUAUUGGUGCGGAAGUUUCGGAGUCGGUCAAGACCAUCUUCAAGGCCGAUAACGUGCCCGUCGAGUGGGAACAGGUCGAUGUGUCGGGCAUGGAAACUGGCGACAAGCACUCGGAGGAGCUCUUCCGCGAAUCCAUUGCAUCGCUCAAGCGCAACAAGCUGGGCCUGAAGGGUAUCCUCCACACGCCCGUCACACGAUCCGGCCACCAAUCCUUCAAUGUCGCCCUCCGACAAGAGCUCGACAUCUACGCCUCGAUCGUCCUGAUCAAGAACAUCCCCGGCUAUGAGACACGGCAUAAGAACGUCGAUCUGUGCAUUAUCCGUGAGAACACCGAGGGAGAAUACUCCGGUCUCGAGCACCAGUCCGUUCCCGGAGUCGUCGAGUCUCUCAAGAUCAUCACCCGCGCCAAGUCAGAGCGUAUCGCCAAGUUCGCAUUCUCCUUCGCGCUUGCCAACAACCGCCGCAAGGUCACUUGCAUCCACAAGGCCAACAUCAUGAAGUUGGCUGAUGGUCUCUUCCGCAACACGGUCCGCAAGGUCGGCGAGGAAUACCCUACCAUCGAGACAAACGACAUGAUUGUCGACAACGCCUCCAUGCAGUGUGUAUCCAAGCCUCAACAAUUCGACGUCAUGGUCAUGCCCAACUUGUACGGUGGUAUCCUCUCCAACAUUGGUGCCGGUCUUGUCGGCGGCCCUGGCAUCGUACCAGGCUGCAACAUGGGUCGUGACGUCGCCGUUUUCGAGCCUGGAUGCCGUCACGUUGGUCUUGAUAUCAAGGGCAAGGAUCAGGCCAACCCAACUGCUCUCAUUCUCUCCGGAAGCAUGAUGCUGAGACAUCUUGGUCUUGACGACCAUGCGAACAGAAUCUCCAAGGCAGUCUAUGAUGUUAUCGCCGAGGGCAAGACACGAACACGCGACAUGGGUGGUGAGGCUACUACUCACCAAUUCACCAGGGCCAUCUUGGAUAAAAUGGAGGCACAAUAGUUGAUGAGACGCUCCCUCAUCGGCAAACGGAAUGUGAGAUACAGUACUGCAUGGUGUAGCUAGUUGACAAGCAUCCUCUGACAUUUUCUCGUUUGUCUUGAUACCUAUGCGUAGAUCAAUGUAUAUUGGAACAAACAGCGUGGACUCCCACACGCCCC